Molecule: messenger RNA, 1397 nt
Organism: Trypanosoma cruzi
Lineage: Eukaryota; Euglenozoa; Kinetoplastea; Trypanosomatida; Trypanosomatidae
Product: dynein heavy chain, putative
Exons: 1
Biological process (GO): microtubule-based movement
Cellular component (GO): dynein complex
Molecular function (GO): dynein light intermediate chain binding; dynein intermediate chain binding; ATP binding
Source: RefSeq, a predicted model, not a curated record
GUCGCUCAAGACAGUGCGGAACAAAGUCGUUGCUGAGGGCAUGUCCUCCUCGAUGGGCGAGUCGGUCGCGUUUGUACCUCCUGUUCAGAUGAGGGAUGUGUCGGUGGAGACGUGGCUGCGACGCGUGGAGUUAAAAAUGCGGGAGAUGAUGCAGAAGCGUAUCAACGCCACACUGGACGAUCUGCAAAAGAAUGUCUUUGACUCCAAGAAGCCCAUUUCAAGGGAUAAGUUAAAGGCAUGGGUCGAACGCAACGAAGGGCAAUCAAUCAUCACAUCCGCCUGUAUCAAUUGGACAUUGUUGACGGAACUGGCUAUCAUGGAGUAUGGCGAGUUACACAGCAAUGGCCUCAGUCUACAGCGUCGAAAGGCCUCCCCACUCUACAAGGUGUACAAGCGAUGGAAGGGGCUUAUCAAGAAGUACUGUCAGCUUGUCCGUCAGCCACAAAGUCGCAUGCAGCGCAACAAGCUUGUCGCGGUCAUCACAAUUGAGGUGCACUCCCGUGACAUUCUCCGACACGUGUUGGCUUAUCGUGUGCAUCAGGAGGAAGACUUUGAGUGGUCACGGCAGCUACGUUUCUACAAGGAGGAUGACGAAACGGCGGAACGCCCACAAGACGCACCGAAAGUGUGUAUUGUGCGACAGACUUCUGCAGUGGUGCGCUACGACUAUGAGUAUCUUGGGAACAGCGGGCGCCUUGUUGUCACGGGGCUGACAGACCGUGCGUACAUGACACUAACGACGGCGCUUCAGUUGCAUCGCGGUGGUCUUCCGCAGGGACCUGCGGGAACUGGCAAGACAGAGACAGUGAAGGAUCUUGGGAAAGGCCUUGGUAAGUAUGUCAUGGUAUUUAACUGCUCGGACGGUUUAGACUACAAGUCGGUGGGCCGCAUGCUGAGUGGCAUUGCUCAAACAGGCUCCUGGUCAUGUUUCGACGAGUUUAACCGUAUCGAAGUGGAGGUGCUUUCUGUUGUGGCCCAGCAGAUUUUGUCUAUUCUUAGUGCAGUGGCUGAGCGGAAGAGUCAUUUCAUUUUUGAGGGCUCUGACAUCGUACUCAAUAUGAAUUGUGGGCUGUUUGUGACGAUGAACCCCGGCUACGCGGGUCGUUCCGAAUUACCGGACAACCUCAAGGCGCUACUACGCCCCAUUUCUAUGAUGGUGCCGGACUUUGCGUUAAUCUGCGAAAUUACACUACUCUCUGAGGGGUUUGAGGAGUCGGAGGUUCUCUCAAAGAAGGUGUCUAUCCUGUACGAACUCAUGGAGAAGCAGUUGUCAAAGCAGGACCAUUAUGACUUUUCCCUCCGUAAUAUCAAGGCGGUGCUUGUGCAGGCGGGGAACCUGAAGCGGGAAAACUUCCCCGGAACGGAGUCUCAGCUAAGCCUGAAGGCCAUGCGAGACA